CGGAAAGCUUUCCUGUUACGGAUAUACAAGCUAUGUACGGAGGUCGCGCUCAGUUCGCUCUUCAAAGACUGUGUUCUGCUUAAAUGCAAUUACUUUGGCCGAGAGAAGUACUGAAAAUGGGAGAUAUUGAGAAGGGUAAGAAGAUCUUUGUCCAGAAAUGUUCCCAGUGCCAUACAGUUGAAAAGGGAGGCAAGCACAAGACUGGACCCAACUUGAAUGGUCUGUUUGGACGCAAGACUGGCCAAGCUGAGGGCUUCUCUUACACGGAUGCUAAUAAGAACAAAGGUAUCACCUGGGGUGAGGAUACUCUGAUGGAGUAUUUGGAAAAUCCAAAGAAGUAUAUCCCAGGAACAAAGAUGAUCUUUGCGGGUAUUAAGAAGAAGUCUGAGAGAGUAGACUUGAUAGCAUACCUCAAAGAUGCCACUUCAAAGUAAAAGUUACCUGCUGCCUUAUUUAUUUCACAAAGGAGAAGGCAAUGGAAAUGUGUGUGAUAAGAUUGGUUUUUAAACUUUCUAUUUUUACAUGUACUGUGUCUAACCUUAAUCUGUCUUGCCUGUCAGGUAACACUGCUCAUGAUGGGUCACUUGAGUACACACUUGUUUGGCAGCCAUUAACUGAAUGGAAACUGUGUAACUGGGUUGAUUAAAAUGGCUAUAAUGUUCAGUCAUUCUUCAUCAUAGAAUUAAAAAACAAUAAAUAAACAUUUCCUGCCUCUUCAUUGUUUAAAAUAGAUUUCUAAAUAAUCAAAUGAAUAGUUGUCAAUAGCGUAAUAGCUUUGACAGCCCAAGCCUUUCAAAUUAAUAAACAGGGUGGCUUUUGGCCUCUUCCACUGUACAUUUUCUGUUAAAAUUCUGCUAAAGAUUUUGAAAAAAAAAAACAAAACAACCCCAAGAUAAUAUUUUUCUAAAUUGAAUCAGUUCUAGAUGUUGUGAUGUAUAUUAAUCCAUCUAAAGCUUCCGACAAGAAUGCAUUUCAUCUGACUUAAGUACUAUUUGUGAAAUGGCAGUUGUGCCCAGGCACUUCUCUUUUAUCUAGGGGAAGCAUGUUACUUUGUCCAGACCCUGACAGCUGCAUGCACCAGUGGAGUAUAACUAACUCUUAACUCCCCUUAAACAUCUUAAGUUUUGGAACAUUAUUGAAACCCUUACUGAAUCUUCUUAAUUCAGCAGAAGCUUUCCCUUAAAAUCUGCUGUUACAGGCAAUAUCAGGUAAAGUGGACAUAGGAAUGAAUUGGUAGGCCAAAAGGAAAGAGUCUUCCUCUGUGCCUGGCUGUAGCCUGUGUCAUUAGUGCUGAAGGUUCUGUUUCGCACAAUGUAAAGCAGAUUUUUUUGUGUUUUAACUGCAUUUUUUCAUACUAAGUAAACUAUUUGGAUGAAUGUAUUUACUAUGUACCAACAGUGAGGCAUCACUUGGAGCAAUCAAUACUAUAAAUUAAAAAAAAUUGAAGUCGU
Molecule: messenger RNA, 1451 nt
Organism: Colius striatus (speckled mousebird)
Lineage: Eukaryota; Metazoa; Chordata; Aves; Coliiformes; Coliidae
Product: cytochrome c
Exons: 3
Coding region: 84-434 (116 amino acids)
Biological process (GO): mitochondrial electron transport, cytochrome c to oxygen; mitochondrial electron transport, ubiquinol to cytochrome c
Cellular component (GO): mitochondrial intermembrane space
Molecular function (GO): electron transfer activity; heme binding
Source: RefSeq, a predicted model, not a curated record